AACGACGUUCCUCAUUAUCCUAUACGUUUAUCAGCAUGUUAAGCCCCAACCACGAAACAAACUCCUUUUGGCUGGCCUUGCGUGUCUCUGCCAGGUUCCCAAAUUGAACAAACCAAAGAAUCAACUUUUCUGCUACGAAUAAUAAAUAAAUAACUCAUAACCGUGCAGGGGUGAAGGGUGCAAGGGAGAGAGAGGUAUGCCCAAAAGUGAGCUACUUGUUGCCACGAAGGAGGGAAAGUUGUUUUCCGAUUAGUCCGACUCAGUACCACUAACCUAGUACAACUCGGGACGUGGUAUCCAUCAAAUCAUAGACAUCAUACAACGUAGGCCUCUUAUGAAACUUAAACUAUUGCUUACAAUAUAUUAAAUUCUGAGUGGAACGAAGCUCUGAGAUGGAUAAAUGGGAGAAGGAACAUACCAAUGAUCUGAGCCAGGUUCUGGCAAAUUCCCUCAAGGAGCCCAUUCUGGGCAAGCACUUUUCCCUCCCUGGUCGGACUUGCCAAAAGCAGACCAUCGAACUGGACACCAGUCAGAGCUACAUUGCCGUCUACACACACCUCAAGGUCCAUGCAGCUGUAAUGCCGGAUAGAUUGCCUACGCCGGAGUCCCUUGGUCGAGCACCCACCACCGUAGAGGGAAAGCCCAAGGUUCGAGCAUCAAAAAAUAAUUGCCAAGUCCAUAGAUCUUGAUUUUUGUAAAUAUAUUUUAAACUGGGGACCGUAAAUAAUGAC
Messenger RNA from Drosophila kikkawai, 731 nucleotides. Its product is annotated as WD repeat-containing protein on Y chromosome. The record is from RefSeq and is a predicted model, not a curated record. Lineage: Eukaryota; Metazoa; Arthropoda; Insecta; Diptera; Drosophilidae.